UAAUAAUACUCGGGAUGAAAUAAUGACCUACAAAAAUCAUAGAGUGAAGCUGAUGGCUUCAUCAAAUAUUCGCGGUUCCUCUCUGGGUUUGGUUGCGUGACUGAACUUACUGAAACCUGAUGGCUUCGGGCGGCGGAACAGGAAAUGUCGGAGGAGGUGGAACAGCUGGGUCAGGGGUUGAGUGGCACAUAAGGCCUCAAUCUCAUAAGAAUCCUAUCGUCUUCUUCGACGUAACCAUCGGAAGCAUCCCUGCUGGCCGUAUCAAGAUGGAGCUCUUCGCCGACAUUGCUCCCAAAACCGCUGAAAACUUCAGGCAAUUUUGCACAGGCGAGCACAGGAAAGCUGGAAUUCCACAGGGUUAUAAGAAUUCUCAGUUUCAUAGGGUGAUUAAGGAUUUUAUGAUUCAAGGUGGUGAUUAUCUUAAGAAUGAUGGAAGUGGAUGUGUAUCAAUAUAUGGUAGUAAAUUUGAUGACGAAAACUUCAUUGCAAAACACACUGGACCUGGUUUAUUAUCUAUGGCAAAUAGUGGGCCAAAUACUAAUGGUUGUCAGUUCUUCAUCACCUGUGCGAAAUGUGACUGGCUCGAUAACAAACAUGUUGUCUUUGGGCGAGUACUUGGCGAUGGUCUUUUUGUGAUGAGGAAGAUCGAGAAUGUGGCUACAGGACCAAAUAACAGGCCAAAAUUGCCUUGUGUUAUUGCUGAAUGCGGGGAGAUGUAACACACCAGCUUCUCUGAGUUCUCUCAUUGACAACCAGACCUAAUAGAGUUGAAAGGAGAAACGUACCAUAUGAACUUAUUAUUGUGUUAACAUUGUAUGAAUGGCCCUGUUCAGAAUUUAUGGGGAAAAGUCUUUAUUUCUUCGGGUUUUAACUCUCAUGCUCGUUGUUUUAAAUUGCGUUCCGC
This is a messenger RNA of Cuscuta epithymum, 904 nucleotides long. Lineage: Eukaryota; Viridiplantae; Streptophyta; Magnoliopsida; Solanales; Convolvulaceae. The record is from the annotation of a GenBank genome assembly.